Carcharodon carcharias (great white shark) is the source of this 722-nucleotide messenger RNA. It is a transcript of the gene mrpl57, whose product is annotated as mitochondrial ribosomal protein L57. Bases 108 to 419 code for a protein of 103 amino acids. NCBI's taxonomy places the organism in Eukaryota, Metazoa, Chordata, Chondrichthyes, Lamniformes, Lamnidae. The record is from RefSeq and is a predicted model, not a curated record. Gene Ontology annotation, cellular component: mitochondrial ribosome. Gene Ontology annotation, biological process: mitochondrial translation. Gene Ontology annotation, molecular function: structural constituent of ribosome. The transcript is spliced from 2 exons.
GUCUGUGGCGGCGUGGGCCAAUCGAAUGAAGGGUUAUUCCGAGGUGGUUUCUGGUUCUGCGGAGCUGGUUAGUGGACAGAGUGAGAGGCCGGUAAAGUUGUGGCAAAAUGUUUCUUACAGCAUUUUUGCUUCGGAAAGGAAUUCCAGGCAAACAGUGGAUAGGAAAGUACAGACGGCCUAGAAAAAUUACCUGGCAAAUGAUGCGUAAUGUAAUUAAAAGACUGGAGAUCGAAAGGGAGACAGAGUACUGGCUGAGCCGACCCUGGAUGACCGUGGAGCAGGAAAGAGGUCAUGCAGCACAACGCAGAGCUGAGCGUUGGGAAGCCUUCAAAACUGCCAAUGCUGCAACCUUCCCUGAACCUAAGCAUAUUGAAGAGCAUUUAAAACAUCUAAAUGUAACCAAAAAAUGGGGCAUGUGAGAAAUUUGGCAGAAGAAGCCUUGUUUAAUUGAGAUGCCAGAUCCAAUGAAGGGGUUUAAAAAGUGUCCCCUGAUUGUUGUGAAUUCAAACUGACAAUAGAACCAUGUGUUAUGUAUAAUUUUUUAAUGUUGGAAAUGACCUGUGGUCUUCAGUGCAAUUCAUGACCUGUUAAUUGAUACCCAGUGAGAUUUAUAUUUGUUCUAACUUUAUUCCACUGUCCCUUCUGACAGUUGUACAUCUAUUAAUAACCAUGUUAUUUAAAAGUGCCAGAAAAUUUCUAUUAAAAAAAAGAUUCAUUUAAAA